Molecule: messenger RNA, 1526 nt
Organism: Arachis stenosperma
Lineage: Eukaryota; Viridiplantae; Streptophyta; Magnoliopsida; Fabales; Fabaceae
Product: cinnamoyl-CoA reductase CAD2-like
Exons: 6
Coding region: 289-1266 (325 amino acids)
Molecular function (GO): oxidoreductase activity, acting on the CH-OH group of donors, NAD or NADP as acceptor
Source: RefSeq, a predicted model, not a curated record
AAGUAUGUAUGAAUGAUUUUACAUGAACUCGCCCUCACUCAUUGAACGUAGAACUGUCUGCUUAGGACUGUUAAUUUUAUCUGCAUUCGCGAGGGACAUGUAAGCGCAUGAGUCAUGUUGAGUGUGAAGUCAUAAAGGAGAUUUAGAACUUGCUUGUAUCUAUAUAAGAAAGAACCCAAGUGUAAGGGACUCAUUACUCAUAGUCGAUUAUCGUAACUGAACUCAGACAGGGAAUUGAUAAGCAGUUAAGCACAGCAAGCAACAAAUCAGCGAAGAACAGGUUAAAAAAUGAGCAGCAGCGCCGGCAAGUUGGUGUGUGUCACCGGUGCUUCCGGUUACAUCGCUACCUGGAUAGUCAAGUUUCUUCUUAAUCGCGGUUACACUGUCAAGGCCACUGUCCGAGACACAAGCGACCCCAGAAAGGUGGAGCACUUAACUAAUCUUGAGGGCGCCAAGGAGAGACUGCAGCUGUUCAAGGCGAAUCUUCUAGAAGAGGGUUCUUUCGACUCUGUUGUUCAAGGCUGCGAUGGUGUCUUUCAUACUGCAUCUCCCUUUUAUAAUGAUGUCAAGGAUCCACAGACUGAAUUAUUGGAUCCGGCGCUGAAGGGAACUCUAAAUGUUCUUCAAUCAUGUGCGAAAUCGCCGUCUGUGAAGCGUGUGGUUUUAACUUCUUCAACGGCUGCAGUUACACAUAAUGGAAGGCCUCGGACUCCUGAAGUUGUAGUUGAUGAGACCUGGUUUUCCGAUCCAGAUUUCUGCAGGAAGUCAAAGAUGUGGUAUGUGCUUUCAAAGACAUUGGCUGAAGAUGCUGCCUGGAAAUUUGCAAAACAAAACAACCUUGACAUUGUCACUAUUAACCCAGCAAUGGUUAUUGGGCCUCUUUUGCAACCAAUACUUAACACAAGUGCUACUUUAAUUUUGGAUAUAGUUAAUGGUGCACAAACAUUUCCAAAUGCUACUUUUGGAUGGGUCAAUGUGAAAGAUGUUGCAAAUGCUCAUAUCCAGGCUUAUGAAAUUCCUUCAGCUACUGGGAGAUAUUGUUUGGUAGAGAGAGUAGUGCAUUAUUCGGAGCUUGUAAACAUUUUACGUGAUUUAUACCCAACAUUACCCCUUCCAGAGAAGCCUGCGGACGAUAAGCCGUCUGUGCCAACAUAUCAAGUUUCAAAAGAAAAGGCAAAGAGCUUGAGACUUGAAUUUAUUCCUUUGGAAAUGAGCCUCAAGGAGACUGUUGAAAGCUUGAAAGAAAAGAAAUUCACCAACUUUUAAUUCAUCGUAUAUUAGUAGAGAUAAUAUUUAGUUAUGUACUUUAAUUUUAUUGCUCAUGAGUCAUGACACAAUGAAUGUAUGUCAAAUAAGACUUGGAAGUUGGAAGAAAUAGUACUCAUACUGCAGGUUGCAGAUAAUGGAAUAAAAGUUUGGAAGGGAUGUUAGAUAUGAGUCUAUGUUAUCAUGUUGAUGCUCACAAUAACUGCCUUUGCAUAUAAUAGAAUUGUGUCCUAUCUUUUUUAAUAUAUACGUUUUUUUUC